AUGGCCCCCAAACGCCCAAACUUCCUCGUCGUUGUCGCCGAUGACCUCGGCUUCUCCGACGUGGGCUGUUUCGGCGGCGAGAUUCGCACUCCCAACAUCGACCAAAUCGCCAAGGAAGGCCUACGGUUCACUGAUUUCCACGCGGCAGCGGCAUGCUCUCCCACGCGCGCUAUGAUCAUGACAGGCACAGACCACCACAUCGCAGGGCUGGGUAACCUCAUCGAAUGGACCAACAUCUCCGGCCAGAACGGGCCCAAGGGUUCCGCCAUGAGCACAGCACCGCAACGUGGCAUGCCCGGGUACGAGGGGUACCUGAACGAGCGGGUUGUCGCCCUGCCGGAGCUGCUGCGCGAUGCCGGCUACCACACGGUGAUGUCGGGCAAAUGGCAUCUGGGCCUGACGCCGGAGAGGUCACCGCACAAGCGUGGGUUCGAGCGGUCGUUUGCCCACUUGCCGGCGUGCUCCAACCACUACGCGUACGAGCCACAGCUGCGAGACCAAGACCAGAUCCCCACGUUCAUUGAGGCCAGCUAUAUCGCGCUGCACAUGGAGGACAGCCAGUAUGUGCGCCGUCUGCCCGAGGGCUGGUACUCGUCCGACGGCUAUGGCGACAAGAUGGUGCAGUAUCUGCGCGAGUGGAAGGAGAGCGGUGGUAGUGCUGGGCCUGAUGGCGACGGGGACCGUCCCUUCUUUGGGUAUCUGCCCUUCACGGCGCCGCACUGGCCGCUGCAGGCGCCGCGCGAGUACAUCGACCAUUACCGCGGAGUAUACGACGAGGGUCCUGAUGUGCUGCGCCAGAAGCGACUGCAGCGCCUGAAGGAGCUGGGGAUGGUGCGCGAAGAUGUGGAGCCGCACCCGGUGGUCGCUGAGGAGGUCAAACCGUGGGAAGAGUACUCGCCCGAGGAGCAGAAGAUGUCUGCAACGGCGAUGGAGGUGUUUGCAGGCAUGGUGGAGUGCAUCGACGCCAACGUCGGCAAGGUCGUCGAGUACCUGCGGUCGAUCGACGAGCUGGACAACACCUUUGUGUGCUUCAUGUCGGACAACGGCGCCGAGGGUGCUGCCUACGAGGCGUACCCGAUGGUGCAGAAUGGGGUGAUGCCACACCUCCAGAAAUACUAUGACAACAGCCUGGAAAACCUGGGCAACGGCAACUCGUUCAUUUGGUACGGCCCGCGCUGGGCCCAAGCUGCCACCGCCCCGGGCCGUCUGUACAAGGCAUACACAACCGAGGGUGGCGUGCGCGUGCCCUUUACCUGCCGCUUCCCGUCCUCGAUCCCGCUGGCCCCAGGGGACGCCACCAGCGCACGCGGCGGCAUCACCGACCAAUUCGCCACCGUCAUGGACCUGGCGCCGUCGAUCCUGGAGAUGGCCGGCGUGCAGCACCCGGCGCCGACAUACCAGGGCCGCGAGGUAGUGCCGAUGCGCGGGCGCAGCAUGCACUCCUGGGCCGUCGGCACCGCCGAGCGCAUCCACCCGCGCGACUUCAUCCAGGGUUGGGAGACAUGCGGGCGGGCGGCGCUACGCUGCGCAGACUGGAAGAUCGUCUUCAUUCCCAAACCCAAGGGCCCUGAGCGCUGGCAACUCUACAACCUCGUCAAAGAUCCCGGCGAGAUCCACGAUCUGGCUGACGCCCACCCGGACAAACUCAACCAGCUCCUCAAACUCUGGGACCAGUAUGUUCUCGAGACCGGCGUCAUCCCGCUGUGUCCCGAUCUCGGCCAGUUCCUGGAAGCCACCGAAGCCCAGAUGCCUGAGAAUGCGUGGAUGGAGUUUGAUUACUGGAAGGAGGGCGCCCGCGAUCACCCGGAGAAGUUCUCGCGCCAGCCGCCUCAGUUUCAGCGUGUUGUCAAGCAGUUUUGA
Penicillium alfredii is the source of this 1860-nucleotide messenger RNA. RefSeq names its product arylsulfatase. Bases 1 to 1860 code for a protein of 619 amino acids. The record is from RefSeq and is a predicted model, not a curated record. Lineage: Eukaryota; Fungi; Ascomycota; Eurotiomycetes; Eurotiales; Aspergillaceae. The transcript has 2 exons. Gene Ontology annotation, molecular function: arylsulfatase activity.